This is a messenger RNA of Colias croceus (clouded yellow), 755 nucleotides long. Its product is annotated as fatty acid-binding protein, adipocyte-like. Lineage: Eukaryota; Metazoa; Arthropoda; Insecta; Lepidoptera; Pieridae. Gene Ontology annotation, biological process: fatty acid transport. The transcript is spliced from 5 exons. The record is from RefSeq and is a predicted model, not a curated record. Gene Ontology annotation, cellular component: nucleus; cytosol. Gene Ontology annotation, molecular function: fatty acid binding. The coding region runs from base 137 to 550 and encodes 137 amino acids.
CUGUGGUCAAGGUCUGUGGUUCACACUUCACUUCACUGUAAUCACACUGUAAUUUUUAAAUUUUAAUUCAUUUUUAAUUAAUUUUUAAUUUAUUCGGAAUAUUACCGUGUGUAGGUCGCAAUUAAAAUACAUCAACAUGCCAUCAAUUGCUGGAACUUAUCAACACUAUAAGAAUGAAAAUAUUGAUGAAUAUUUUAGUGUAGUGGGUGUGCCAUACAUGGGGAGAAAAAUGAUGGGUUUAUCAUCACCUCAGAUGGUAAUAUCUGUGGAUGGCGAUCAAAUGACAAUUAAAACAGCAUCUAUGAUGAGGAAAACGGAGUAUACAUUUAAGCUAGGUGAAGAAUAUGAAGAACAAAUGCCUAAUACUAUUAUCAAGAGUGUAACAAAAAUACAGAAUGACAAUGAAGUGAUUACUGACUCGGUGAUUCCUGACUCAGGGGAAAAAUGUGGACGCCAAUACCUCUUCACUGAUGAUGAGUGUGUGAUUACACUGACUCAUGACAAAGCUAAGGUUCCCGCUAAAAGGUACUUCAAAAGAGUAACUUCGUAAAAGUGUUAUCUUUAUAUACAUAUUAUUAUAAUAUUAUAAGAGUUUACUUACAUUCUGUACUUUUUAUCUGUAUGUGAUAUUAUAAGUUGGACUGUUGGAGAUUAUUUUAUUAUUAUCUCGGUUAGACUGAUAUUUUUUUACAUCUUUUAUAUUAUUUUUUAAAAAUAUACUAUAUAUUUAUUAAUAAAGUUUAUUUAUAAAGUUU